Brassica napus (rape) is the source of this 970-nucleotide messenger RNA. RefSeq names its product vegetative storage protein 2. Gene Ontology annotation, molecular function: acid phosphatase activity. The record is from RefSeq and is a predicted model, not a curated record. Bases 54 to 860 code for a protein of 268 amino acids. The transcript is spliced from 3 exons. Lineage: Eukaryota; Viridiplantae; Streptophyta; Magnoliopsida; Brassicales; Brassicaceae.
UACCACACAAAUAAACAUCACAACUGAAACAAUAAACCACACCAAAAACAAUAAUGAAAAUCCUCUCACUUUCACUUCUCUUGCUCUUGGCCGCUACGGUCUCCCAAGCUCGCCCUUCGCUACCUGUGCCUAAGCUCAUUGAACUCCUCACAUCAAUCAACGUCAUUGAAAACGAAGCCGAACUCUUAGAGAAACAACAACUCGCCAUCAACUACCACAACUGCAGAAGCUGGCACCUUGGUGUUGAGACCUCUAACAUCAUAAACUUCCAAACAGUGCCCGCAAAUUGCAAAGACUAUGUUGAAGACUACCUCACUUCCCCACAGUACCGUGCUGACUCCAAAACGGUGUGCAAAGAAGCUUAUUUCUACGCCAAAGGACUUGCUUUGAAGAACGACACCAUCAAUGUUUGGAUCUUUGACCUAGACGAGACCCUCCUCUCCAAUGUUCCCUUUUACGCUCAAUAUGGAUACGGGACAGAGAAGAUAGACCCGAAUGCGUUCAAUAAGUGGUUAGAGGCCGGAGAAUCUCCCGUGCUCCCAGAGACUUUGCAUCUUUACAAAAACAUCCAAGAACUCGGGAUUGAGCCUGUCUUACUCACUGAGCGUUACCAAGAGUUGGAGGAAGUCACUCUAAAGAAUCUCGAAGCUGCUGGCUUCACCUAUUGGAGACAAAUCUUAUUCAAGCCAACGGGUUCGAACACGAAAAUAUCAAACUUCAAGUCAAAGGAGAGGAAGAAGUUGGUGAGGAGUGGCCACACUAUCAUUGGGAAUAUUGGAGACCAAUGGGCUGAUUUGGCUAAAGACAGCCCUGGGAGAAGGACUUUCAAGCUCCCUAAUCCACUCUACUACAAGAACUGAUUAAGCAUCUUUCUUCAUGUAUUUGUUGUUCCCAUGCAUCCACCUCAUAUGAGUCCCAUAUAUCCUAUCGCAACUAAAUAAAUAAUAAUAAUGGAGUUUGUUUUCAUUUC